Messenger RNA from Mycena indigotica, 1563 nucleotides. Its product is annotated as Chondroitin AC/alginate lyase. The transcript is spliced from 9 exons. Gene Ontology annotation, molecular function: lyase activity. The record is from RefSeq and is a predicted model, not a curated record. Gene Ontology annotation, cellular component: periplasmic space. The coding region runs from base 1 to 1563 and encodes 520 amino acids. Lineage: Eukaryota; Fungi; Basidiomycota; Agaricomycetes; Agaricales; Mycenaceae.
AUGUCGCCCUCUACACCUUCACUCCUUCGCCUCUCCCUUCUUUCUCAACUGUUAAUCUUUUCUUCGCCAAUUUGGGCGGCCAACCCUUUCGUUCAAUACGCUAAUGACUUUAUCGACCCCGGAUAUAUCGCGGGGCUGAACGGAAAAUAUCCUGCCAGCCUGAAAAGCGCGCAGAACACCAUCGUUGCGUGGGCCGAGGAGCUGAAUUCACACGGGCCUUGGAGCGUCACCUUCAAGCCCGUCGUCGCCCCGAGCAACGAUAAGCAUGACUACAUGAGCUGGGCCCCAUACCAAUGGCCCGAUUGCUCGUCAGUUAAAAAUACGACGGUUCUUACGCCCGCUGAAAUCCGUACAACCUGUCCCUAUGUGAACCGAGACGGCCAGGUCAAUCCUGACCGCAGCAUCCCCAACGACUUCCAGUCCUUCUUCAACGUGUCCGACGCUGUCCUGUACAACUCCCUCGCAUCAACGUUCCAGGCGGGUUCUGCGGGAAAGUAUCAGGCAAAUGCCGUCAAGUACAUCAAGACGUGGUUUCUUGACGAGGCAACAGCGAUGAAUCCCAACCUGAAGUAUGCCCAGAUGCGUCUGGGGCCAACGGGACAACUUGGCACCUUCACCGGCAUCCUUGACCUCCGCAUGAUGGCCAAAGUCGUCUCGGGUGUGCUCAUCCUUCGCGAGACGAAGGCGGCGGCGUGGACGCAGGACAUCGACAGCGCAUUCGUCAAGUGGUGCAAGGCAUACAUCAACUGGUUGCAGACGGCGCCGACUGCGCAAGAAGCCCGAGAUGCGAAAAAUAACCAUGGCACGUUCUUCGCCGGCCAGUUCAUGGCACUUCAGGUCCUCGUUGGUGACAACGACGGCGCAGCGAAGACGGGGAGAGCGUACUUUGAUGGCGAAUUCAAGAACCAGAUCGCAGCGGAUGGCGAUCAGCCACUUGAAGCUACACGGACGCAUCCAUACCACUACCGCGGCUUCAACAUCGCGGGGAUGAUCACCGCUGCCCGUUUAUUAAAAUACGCGGACCCUUCCUCAAAUGUGUGGCAGACCAGUAGUCUCGCGCCAGGGGCGACAAUCCAGAAGGCGGUCGACUUCUUCAUGAGCACAGACCCCGCCAAGUCGGGCGAGACAGACGUCACCUACGAGAUUUACCCUAAUGUUGCCGCCGUUGCGGCGACAUAUGGCGACGCCGAUGGAAAAUACAUAGACUUCCUGAAGAAAUCGGGCUUUCCGUACGCGGGCGACGCGUUCUUCCUGUGGGACCAGCCGCUGGGCGUGCGGACUGGGAGUGGGGUAUCUUCUGCCGCCGUGUCACGAUCUAGUUUGCCUUCUCAUAGUGCUCCACAGCCGUCGUCUUCUGCGACGAGCAGCACUGGCCCGCGCCCGCCGGCAACCGGCAGUGGAAAUAGCGUCGGGAGCAGUGGCCAGGGCGGGGCUCCAGCGGACAAUACCUCCCCGAACAACAACGCGGGUGGUGCUCCUGGGCGAUCGGCGAGCGGACGCUCGGCAUCGUCAAUGCUGGGCUUGUGGGUGGGUGUGGUGGGUGCUGUAAUUGGACUGUUGUAG